AUGGAUUCAUUUGAAGAAAAUACAAACGAAUACACGCAUUAAAAAAGCGGAGAAGUAUAUGUCAAAUAUUUAGAUAGUGUAUUAAUACCUUCAGAACAACAAAACAACGAUACUUUUAUUGAAUAACAAGAAUAAGAAACAAAAGAAGAUAAUGAUUUAGAAUUAGAAUUAGAAAAGAGCUAUACAAAAACUGAAUGCGAAAUAUAAUUGAACUUUUAUACAAAAUGUGAUUAAUUAAGAAACAAAUAUAUAAAUAAGCUAAUAAAUAAUAAAAUUUUAAAAUAAAACUAAACAUCAAAGCAUUAGACAAUAAUUAUAUUUGAUUGGGAUGAUACUUUAUUUUGUACAACAAGCUUACAAGCAUAAAAGUUUGAUUAUAUAUCAUAAUAAUAAUCAAAGAAUAUAUUUAAUUUAGAUAUAUCAGCAGUAAAAAAUUUACUUUUAAAAAUAUGUUGGGUUGAAUAUAGUAGUAAAAUUUUCAUGCCAAAUGUUUUUAAUUUUAUUACUGAAUCUAAAAUUUAAAUUAUUUCAGCAAGGACUAAAUAUGAAAGCUAAUUUCCUAGUUAAUCUCAUUUAUGGAAAAUAUUUUCUUUUAAAGAUUUGAGAAAAAACUAUGAUAAAUAAAUUAUAACUAAUCUUAUUUGUUUGGGAGAUUCUUUAAUUGAAAUCAAUGCAGCUAAUAUUCUUAGUAAAGAAUUCGAUAUUGUUUUUUUAAAAACUAUUAAAUUCAAAGAAGCUCCAAAAAUUGAUGAGCUUGCAAAAUAAUUAGAUUUAAUUAAAUAUAAAUUAGAUUAGAUUUAUAAAGAUUUUAAAAAUAUUACUAUUAGAUUAGAAAAGUAUAUUAUUUUAUUUUCUUAUAACUUAUAUUUAUAUUAUUUAUUAAUUAAUUUAUUUAAUUAAAAAAAAAAAAAAAAAAAGAAAGCAGUAAAUUUAAUGAUAAAUUUGGCUUUCCUUUAUAUAUUUUAUAAAAAAGUCAAAAAUAUUAUUUGUGAAAAAAAAAAAAAAAAAAAAGUUUAUUGA
Molecule: messenger RNA, 1020 nt
Organism: Ichthyophthirius multifiliis
Lineage: Eukaryota; Ciliophora; Oligohymenophorea; Hymenostomatida
Exons: 4
Source: RefSeq, a predicted model, not a curated record